CUGAGAGUUAAACGUGGACAGAUAUUAUUCAUUCGUCCAUUCCUAUGAAAUUAUUCUGUUAGUCCAUUUGAGAUCAUCUUUUCAAAAGGUGAUAUUUUGAGAAGCAAGCUCAACAAAGUUGGAAAAUCAUUUGGAGAAAAACGCGUGCGAGCACACAGAAAGAGAAAAUAAAUUGCGAGAGGAAGUGAAAGCAAAGAACCAAACUUAAAAAAGAAGAAGAACAUGAAGAAGAGUACGAUUACCUCCACCACCACCCAUGUGACCAGGACGGGUGUCGACCAUGGCAGCGUCGAUGGGGCUCUCCUCGACGGAGGCUUCUCGUCUUAUUCGUCGGGACCAGUUACCGGGGGUCGAACUCUGGUCAUCAGUCGUACCAUCGGGACCAGCCGCGGUCUGGGCAGCACUUCAGGGAGCACCUUGGAGAGAGCUGUCAGGGCUUCGAAUCAGUACGCCAGUGGUGCACCCAUCCCUAAUUAUUCGAGCAUCACCGCGUCGGGUGUGUCCUCUGUAAAGGAGUCGAGAGACCAGGAGAAGAAGGAUAUGCAGGACCUGAAUGAAAGAUUUGCCAACUACAUCGAUCGGGUAAGAAGUCUGGAAGCCACAAACCGCAAACUCGCAGAUGAGUUAGCCAAACUGAAGGAGAAGUGGGGCAAGGAAACAGCCCAGGUCAAGGCUAUGUUCCAGGCCGAACUCGAUGAAGCCAGGCGACAACUGGACGAGGCAGAAAAAGAUAAGGCCCGACUGGAGAUCAAAGUUGCAUCUCUGGAGGAAGAGUUGGAAGAGCUGCGCCAGGAGUUGACGUGGGCGGCCCAGCAGCUUGCCGACAACCAGGCCUUCCUAGCGAAGAACAACCAACUUCUUUUCGAUUACGAAUCCGAGAUUCAAAUCUUGAGGAAGAGGAUCGAACAGUUGGAGACUGAGAAGGAGAAGGAUAAGAAGACGAUUGCUCAGCUGAAGGAACUCCUCGCUAAAGCCCGCACUGACCUGGAUAAUGAAACGUUGGAGCACAUCCACGCAGAGAACAGAUGUCAGACCUUGCAGGAAGAGAUCGACUUCCUCAAAUCCAUCCACGAACAGGAGAUGAAAGAGUUGGCGGCCCUGGCAUACAGGGAUAUCGCCCCCGACAGAGACUACUGGAAGAAUGAGAUGGCUCAGGCGAUCCGCGAGAUUCAGCAGAUGUAUGACGAUAAGAUGGAUACCAUCCGCAGCGAACUGGAGACUCACUAUUCAUCUAAGGUGCAAGAAUACAAAACUGGAGUUGCGAAGGCAGCGGCGGAGACAGUUCGAACGAAGGAGGACACGAGCAAGUUGAGGCAGGACCUCACGGACAUGAGGGACAAACUCAACGAACUCUCGCAGUUGAACGCCAAGCUGCAAAGAGAUUUGGAGAUGUUGAGAAGAGAGAAAGAGGAUAGAGAGAGGGAACUGGAACUGCAGAGAACUCAACUGCAGGGUGAGGCCAUCGACUUGAGAGCCCAGUUGGACGCCAUCCUACGCCACCUCCAACAAAUCAUGGACACCAAACUCGGCUUGGAGUUGGAAAUUGCUGCCUACAGAAAACUUCUGGAGGGUGAAGAGAAUAGGUUGAACCAACGUUCAUUGUAUGGAGGGGCCGGUGUUGGUGGUGGAGCUGGUGGUGGUGCUGGCUACGGAUAUUCAUCUGGUGGUGGUGGUGGUGGUGGUGGCGGCGCUGGCUCCGUCUCAUUUUCAGCGGGAUAUUCCUCAGUGGUUGGUCAGAUGUCUGCCCGAACGACGUACCACAAAUCCGCUCUCGGUCCCAUCUCCAUCAGCACUUGCACUCCUGAUGGCAAACUGAUCGAGCUUGAAAAUACCGGAACCAAGGAAGAGAACAUUGAAGGAUGGAAGAUCGUAAGAGUUGUCGAUGGCAGAGACCAGCCUGAGUUCAAACUGGACAGCAGGUUCUCAAGUCUGAAGAGGGGCCAGAAAGUUGGGAUCUACGCCAGAGGGGCCAAACCCAAGAACGCCGGAGCCCGUGAUAUUGAGGCGAACUUCGAAUCGUGGGGUAUAGGUGCACAGGCCACAACGAGACUCAUUGACGCCGAUGGAAAUGAGAAGGCGACUCACACCCAGACAACCAAGUACACCUAAUUGCACGCACGCACGUAACUGUGGAGGGUGUGAUCUUUUGAAAUCAUCCUUUCUUCGUCAUCUUCCACGAGGCCUUCUAAAUUUCGAUUGAAAGUUAAGAUUUGUUAUAACCAUCACACACACACACACACACACACUCAAAACACGCAAUACAAAUAUGAAUAACAGAUUUAUGUGCACAUGCAUACAUACACAAAUGUGUGUGUAUGUAUUACGUAAGUUACGUUAUUCAUACAAACAUAUGCACACGCAUACGUCUUAAUACUAAAGUAAAUUAUAUCACAACUAAAUUAAAUUAUAUUCUGGACGAAUUAUUUUAAAAGAUACGAACUAACAUUCAAUUUAAUUGCACCUGAAUUAUACAUAGUGAACUCUAUUAAAUCAAUUUUGUAACUUGUUUUUAAGUUUUUAAUUGUGUCGGUUCGUUCGUAAUGGCUAUAGUACCUUUGUUGUUAGUAAUAAUAAUAGUAAUAAUAAUAAUUAUUAUUAUUUAUAUCAUUUAUAAUAAUAAUAUUAUUAUUUUAUCUUAUAUCCUUUUUACAAUACGUGGUUUUUAGAUAAUGUACCAAGAGCUAUCAUUCCAUAUGUUUUAAAAUCCAAUGAACUGAUUAAGCAAUUAGUUAAUAAGUUAAUUAAUUAAUUAAUUAAUCUAUUAUCUCCUGCAUUAAGUUACAAAUUGCAUUCUUUUUUCCAACUGUUUAUCUAUCUAUCUAACAAUUAAUCUGUCCAUCAAUCUAUCAAUCAGUCGAUCGAUCGAUCAAUCAAUCAUUCAUUCAUUCAUUCAAUCAAUCAUUCAAUCAAUCCAACUAACUAUCUAUUUAUCUAUCUCUUUAUCUAUCUAUCUACAAAUCAAUCAAGCUAUAUAUAUGUAUCCAACUAUCUAUAUAUCUUUCAUUCUAUCUGACCAACAAUUUUUGUUAUGAAACCUAAACUUUUUUAAAAAUUAAUCUUGAAGCAUUUAGGCUGUCGCAUUUACAUUGAAUUGAAAAUUAUUUUUUCUCAUUUUUAUAUCAAAUUAUUUUUUAUAAAUUUGGAAAUAGCUUCUUUUUAUUUUUACAAAACGUUUUUGGUUGAAACUUUCAGUUCCUUUCAGUUAUUGAUCCUAAGUUGAAAAAAGUUUGAGUUAGUUGGCUAAUGAUAUCAUUUUCUGUUUUUCGUUUGUUUUUUUAUUCUCCAGGCCGCUUCUAGACAUUCGUUUAACCGGCUAUUAAUAUUCUAAUUAAUUCCGCAGCUAAUAAACUCGUAUAAAAAAAUAAAUAAUUGUAAUAAUAAUAUUAAUUAAUCAAUAACUUUCUUUGUUAUUUCUGUUACGGUUCCAGUUUUGUUCCAUCUUUUGUUAAUUCUAAUUAUUUUUAAAUUAAUUUUUAUUUGAUUAUUUUACCGAAAAAUUCAGUUUUAUUUGUGCUUUCUGCUUUUCGUUCGCGUUCUUUUCUUUCUCUUAUAAGUUUACACACACACAUACACACACACACACACACACACACACGUCUAUUUGAGCGGUCACACUGACAGAAAUGACAUCAACACUAGCAACGACAUCAACAACUGCAACGACUAAGACAAUGACAUUGGCAACAACAAUUGAAACAAAAUUACGCUAACAAGCAUGACAGUUGCAGUAGAAAGAAACAAUGAUGUCAUCCAUUUUUCGACCAUGCAUUCGCCAGAAUAAAAAUAUGUAAAUAUUUAUAUCCAAAAACAAAAAUAACAAUGAAAUGAUAGAAAUAAUAAUAAAAUAAUAUAAAUAACGAUAAACAUGGAACAGAGAUGGCCAUAGUAGUCUUCAACUUUCGACUCCUACCAUUUCCAGAUCUAGUAUUCUUUUCAUUUCUAUUCUAUUUCAUUUUUAAAUCCCUUCCUUUGUCUGAUCAUUAAACAAUUUUUCCAUCUACGAAUCCAUCCAUCUAUCUAUUCAUUCAUUUAUUCAUUACCAUUCAUAUUUGCCUUUAAACGCUUGUUGUUUGUGAGUUGAGACGAUAUCCUUUGGUUAGUUAUAAAACCUUACCUGCUAGUUAAAAAUGGUGAAACUAUACAAUUCUACAAUGAACCAGUCAAUCAACCAACCACCAACCAACCAGUCAACAAACCAACCAAUCAGCCAGUCAAUCAACUCGAUUAACCAACCAACCAGUUAAUCAAUCAACCAGUUAAUCAACCAACCAAUCAUUCAACCAGUUAAUCAACCAAUCAAUCAGCCAAGCAGUCAAACGACCAUAAAUUUUAUCAACCAAUAUGUUUACCAACAAAUCUCAACCAACCGCAAAACUAGAUAGAUAGAUUAAUUAAAAAAUACGCUUAGCACACUGCACCACCACCAUCACACUUUUUUCCUUACUUUCCAAUUUUUCUUGGAAAGUUUCUAACAAAAAUUUGUCCUAUUAACUUCAAUAAUUUAUACAGAAACGUCGAAAAUAUUAAACUUUAUCUUUCAAAUUCUUGAAAUAAAUUUCUGACGUAAGUCAGGAAGUUAUUGGCAAACAUAUCAACAUCCCGAACCAAAUAUCAAAUACUUAGGUAGUACGUACGCGCGCACACACACACGUACACACACACACAUGCACACACACACACACACUUAUAUAUCAACAGUAUGAUCAUUCGUAUCAUCAUUUUUGUAAGAUCGUCGUCACUUAGCUGGCGUAACUUAUUUUUCAUCAGCUGUCUCAUGUUAUUAUUACUCUUUUAUUUGUUAUUAUUAUAUCAUUAUUGUUAUUAUUAUUUAUUUAUUAUUAUUCUUAUUGUUAUAAAGUUAUUUCUUAUUAUUAUUAACAUUGGCGUCACCAUCAUCAUCAAUAUGGCUUCAGCUAAAAUUUUUUCUCCAGAUCUGCAAUCGACUUGAAAACAAUAACAUCCAUUAUAAUAUAAUAAUCUAAAAUUUAUACGAAUAAUAAACAAACACAGACACACACACACACACACAUACACACACACACAUACAAGACACUCCUACACAUCACACUUGACAAUAUUUAACAAUAUUAGAUGUUGUUUGGGUGUUGUGAAAACUGACUUGCGUUUGGAUUAAUACAAAAAUAAGAAAACUAAUAAACUAACAAAUCCUUUUUUAAAGUUUCUUUUUUUGACUAUCAAUAAUACCAACAAACUAACCCCUAAUUGUUAUUUAAAUUCGAUCGAAUUUUAUUGAUUUAACAUUUUUUUUAUUAAUUAGAAUUCUAAAUUUUUAUUAACAUUUAACUUUAACUCUGGCCGGACUAUAUAACAUAAGUCAGCAAGCACUCCCUCCAUCUCUUUCUUGCUUAGUAGCUACAGUCUAUAAAGUACCAAAAAUCAUUUAUAAAGAACCAAAUAUGAAUUGCAAAGUACCACUGUUACUAAGUUUUUAAAAAAAUUCUCCUUAAGUAGUGCUAUGUAUAUUGAUAAGUAGUAGUAGUAGUAAUAUUGAGUAUUUUAUCAAUAACUAAUAAUAACAGGCUUGUUAGUAUCGUUAAUCAUUACACAUACGCACGUACACACACACACACACACACGCACACACAAACACUGGAUGGCAAAUGUUUAGUUUUAAGCAUUUGCAUCGUAACUGUGUUUGUUAGUAACUGGAAUGACAAGAAAAAAUUGUUAUAAUUAUUAUGAUGAUAAUUAAGCUGAUAGUUAUGAAGGUAAUUAUGUCUCGAUGAUCAUGAAAACCAAAUGAUUAUGAGUGUAUACAAUUGACGUUAUUUUUAUUCUACUGUACAUAGUACAUUCUCAUGUUUUGAUAAAGAUUUGUUCAGGUUCCUGAGCUAAUUAAUUAAUUAAUUGGUCAAUAAACAAUUAGUUUAUACUAUUUAACGGCAAAUGAAAGGCCCAACACAUUUAUCUUUUGAAAUUAUUUUUUAAAAUUUCAUUUCUUUUCUUCCUUCACAAAUAAAUUUUUUGUUGAUCGGUGA
Molecule: messenger RNA, 5999 nt
Organism: Helobdella robusta
Lineage: Eukaryota; Metazoa; Annelida; Clitellata; Rhynchobdellida; Glossiphoniidae
Exons: 15
Coding region: 223-2109 (628 amino acids)
Source: RefSeq, a predicted model, not a curated record